CAAAUCAACAAUCAUUAAAUUGAUAGCUAAGCUAAUGGCGGCCAGUCAUCAGAUGACGUUGGAUUUAUACGACGCAGCAGUGACCGGUAACCAUGAAAAGUAUUAUGAUGUUCUCCGGCCGGCUAAAGCGGCAGAUAGUGGAGUUGGAUGCAUUGAAGUUACGGCAUCUGGCAAUACUGUGCUGCACGUUGCAGUGCUCCACGGCCGCAAACAAUUUGUGGAAAACAUCCUAGAAAAAGAUGAGGAUCAUGUGGCCUCGUCUAUGUUACUUACUAGUAACAACAAAGGUGAAAGUGCGCUUCACUGUGCAGCGGAGAAAGGCCAUGCCAACAUAGUCUCUAUCCUUCUCAGUGCCGCCAAGAAGUGCCGCCAGGAUGUAGAACACGGCUGCGUUGGAGUGAGGGCGAUGAUAGAGAUGAGGGAUAACGUGAAAGACACGGCUUUGCACAAGGCCGUGCGAAUGAGGCAUUUGGAGGUGGUGAAGUUAUUGGUGAAAGAGGAUCCUGAAUUUGAGUACCCUGCCAAUGAUGCCGGAGAGACGCCCAUUUACAUAGCAGCAGAGUUGCAAUUACAUUGCUGCUUGAAUGAAAUGCUAACCACAUGUACAAAGCCUACCUAUGAUGGACCAUUGGGUAGAAAUGCUCUCCAUGGAGCAGUAUUAUCAGGUUUUGGCUACACUAAAUGCUGUAGUCACAGAGAGUUUUUUGGCUACACUAAAUGUUGUAGUUACGGAGAGUUUUUUGGCUACACUAAAUGCUGUAGUAACAAAGAGUUUGCCACUGAAUGCACGAAAUUACUGUUAGAAAAGAACAUCGGUUUGUGCGAGGAAACUGAUGAGUUUGGUUGGACACCACUACACUAUGCCGCAAAAAUUAACAAUGAUAAAGUUGUUGACAUGAUACUUGAAGAAAAAACAUCUGCAGCUUACAUUCAUGCGGGCAACAAAGCUAAGUGGAUGACAACAUUCCACAUAGCAGCAAUGAAGGGAAACAUUAAAAUAAUGAAAUUGAUAUCACAGAAGUGCCCAGAUUGCUGGGAGAUGGUGAAUAGCAAAGGGCAAAAUGUGUUGCAUGAAGUAAUAGUGAGUAAGAAUUUGAAUGUGAUACGACAUAUAGAAGAAAGCUCCGGCGACCAAUUUGAAAACCUUGUGAAUCACAAAGAUGAGGGUGGCAACACGCCACUGCACCUGCUUGCUGUUACUGACGGCAAAAUUAUGCGCAAAUUUAUAAAAAAGCAUCCUAUGCUGAAUUACUUUGCAUUCAAUAAGGAACACCAAACUCUGUUUGACAAGGCAAUCAGUUGUAGGGCGGAUGGAUACAAGAAGCUAAUUACAAAGGGCCGGAGAAGACUUCUAAAUAGAAGUAACCUUGUUGACCGCUUGAUAGAAAUUCCAAAAGUAGAAGAUAAAAAGCGAAUUGAAGAUAAGAUAGAAAGAGGUAAAAUAAGCAUCAUUGUGGCAACAUUGAUAAUAACGAUGACCUUUGCAGCGGGUAUUACAGUGCCAGGAGGAUACAACCAAGAAGGGUACCCAAUAUUGCUAGGAAACGCAGCUUUUAAGGCCUUUAUUAUUACUAAUACUUUGUCUUUCCUAUCCUCUAUUUGCUCCAUUGUCGUUCACAUAGCGAUGUUGAAAAUAGCCUCACUGCCCGAGUGUAGCUAUGAAAUUGUGGAUUGGCUGUAUAUUUGGCAGGAUCGUUUGCUUCGUUUGACAUUUUUAGGAGUGAUAAUUGCGUUCUUGUGUGGAAUGUAUGCCACUUUAGCACCCAAACGUUCUUUUGCUAUUAUUGAUUUAGUGUUAGGCAUCAGCAUUGCCCUCCUCCCUUUGAAGGUUUACCGAAAAGCCUACAAGAUACUCUAUUAUUAAUAUAUGUAUUUGUGUUAAGUUGAUUUUUUUGAGAGAUUAAUAUACUCUAUUUUUGACAAUCAA
Ipomoea triloba (trilobed morning glory) is the source of this 1927-nucleotide messenger RNA. Its product is annotated as serine/threonine-protein phosphatase 6 regulatory ankyrin repeat subunit B-like. The transcript has 3 exons. Lineage: Eukaryota; Viridiplantae; Streptophyta; Magnoliopsida; Solanales; Convolvulaceae. Gene Ontology annotation, cellular component: plasma membrane. Gene Ontology annotation, molecular function: protein phosphatase 1 binding; protein phosphatase regulator activity. The record is from RefSeq and is a predicted model, not a curated record. The coding region runs from base 35 to 1864 and encodes 609 amino acids.